Acaulospora colombiana is the source of this 120-nucleotide messenger RNA. Lineage: Eukaryota; Fungi; Glomeromycota; Glomeromycetes; Diversisporales; Acaulosporaceae. The record is from the annotation of a GenBank genome assembly.
GAUCUUGAAGAAUUGGGGGUUACUCACAUGACUGUAAAUCAUAAUGAAUGUUUUGUGGAUCCUGAGAUGGGAGCACAUACAAAUACUAUUGAAGGUACUUGGGGUGGUGUUAAAUUGAAG